CUAUCUAUCUAAGCCAUGGCUCUGCAACUCUGGGAGACCCUUGAAGAUGCGAUCACCGUCUACACGGGUCUCACUCCAGCAACUUUCUUCAUAGGACUCGCUCGUGACUCGGAGAAGAAUCGGUUCGUGAUCUCUGCGCACAACGCACGUGAAGUCCUCCUAGCUAUCGUCUUCUCGAAUACAGAUUCCGACUCGUGCGAGUUGAAUCACGAGGCGCUCGCGGUUCUCGCGAUGUUUCCGCUUUCUGAAUCGGAGUGCGCGUUCGUGUCUUCUGAUCCGGAGCGAAUCACAUACCUCGUGUCUCUUCUCUUCCAUUCCUCGAUUGAAGUCCGCGUUAACUCAGCUGCACUCAUCGAGAUCGUCCUCGCCGGAACGAGAUCGCCGGAAAUCCGAGCUCAAAUCAGCAAUGGCGAUGAAAUUUUCGAAGGAAUAGUCGGAAUCCUCAACUGUCCUCUAGCAUAUCCUCGAGCACUGAAAGUCGGAAUCAAAGCGUUGUUCGCUUUAUGCCUUGGGAAGCAACACCGCCACAAGGCGGUGGCCGCGGGAGCGGUGGAGGCGCUGAUGGACAGGUUGCCGGAUUUUGAGAAAUGCGACGCCGAGAGAGCGCUGGCGACGGUGGAGCUCCUCUGCCGGAUUCAAUCCGGAUGCGCAGCGUUUGCUGCACACGCGCUCACCGUGCCGCUCCUCGUGAAGAUUAUACUGAAGAUAUCGGAUCGAGCGACGGAGUACGCGGCCGGAGCUCUGUUGUCGCUGUGCUCGGCGGAGGAGCAGUGCCAGAGAGAGGCGGUGGCGGCGGGCGUGUUGACUCAGUUGCUGCUGCUGGUUCAGAGCGAUUGCACGGAGAGAGCGAAGAGAAAAGCGCAGAUGUUAUUGAAACUGCUUCGGGAUUCGUGGCCCGAUGAUUCCAUUGCCAAUUCGGAUGAUUUCGCUUGCAGCGACGUCGUCCCCUUUUGAUUUUUUUUUUUUCUUUUCUUUUCUUUGUUUUUAGGGUGGGGGGAAUUCCUAAUCUCGUCUCUAUUUUUGUAAUUUUCAUGUUGGGAAAAAAAAA
Messenger RNA from Camellia sinensis, 1048 nucleotides. The record is from RefSeq and is a predicted model, not a curated record. NCBI's taxonomy places the organism in Eukaryota, Viridiplantae, Streptophyta, Magnoliopsida, Ericales, Theaceae.